GUUGGGGGCGCGGCGCAGCGAGCGGAGCGGCCGGCUGGAGCGCGACGACUACUGCGGGUCUCAGGACUUCCCUGGUGGCACAGGUUAAGAAUCUGCCUGCCAGUGCAGGGGACACAGUUCGAUCCCUGGUCCAGGAAGAUCCCAUAUGCCACGGAGCAACUGAGCCCAUGUGCCACAACUACUGAGCCUGUGCUCUAGAGCCCGCCAACAACAACUACUGAGCCCAUGUACCACAGCUACUGAGCCUGUGUGCCUAGAGCCCGUGCUCCAUAACAAGAGAAGCCACCGCACGGAGAAGCCCGCACACCGCAACGAAGAGUAGCUCCUGCUCGCUGCAGCUAGAGAAAGGCCACGUGCUGUAACGAAGACCCAACACAGCCAAAAAGAAGAGAAAAAAAGAAAAUCCAUUUUUCAUCUGUAAGAUGUGUGAGAACUACAUGCAAUGGCACAUGGCAAGUGCCUAGCACAGGGCCUGACACCUUGAAAGCAGUGUUGGCCAUCAGUCAAAGCAGUCAUUCAUUCAGAAAAUUUUUACUGAUCAUUCUAAAUGCUCUGCCGGGCCCUGGGGAUGUACCUGUGGAUUUAAGACAGAAAGAAGAAAUGACGUAAACCAUUCACUAUCCAGACUUUAAGGUCAAGGUGAGAAGGAAGGUCAGGAGGAACAUGGCCUGGCCAAAUAUUUUUCGGAGAGGAACUCUGCUCUCCCAGUUCAGCCAUCAUCAUGUGGUGGUGUUCCUGCUCACCUUCUUCAGUUACUCGUUGCUCCAUGCAUCAAGAAAAACAUUUAGCAAUGUCAAAGUCAGUAUCUCUAAGCAGUGGACCCCAAGUCCUUUUAACAAGUCAAUUGAACUGCCUGUAGAGAUCUGGAGCAGCAACCAUUUGUUUCCCAGCGCGGAGGAAGCCACUCUUUUCCUCGGAACACUCGACACCAUUUUCCUCUUCUCCUAUGCUGUGGGCCUUUUCAUCAGCGGUAUCAUUGGGGAUCGGCUUAAUUUGCGAUGGGUUCUGUCUUUUGGCAUGUGCUCUUCUGCAUUAGUGGUGUUUGUCUUCGGCACUGUCACAGAAUGGCUGCAUUUCUACAGCAAGGGGCUGUACUGCAGCCUGUGGAUCGUGAAUGGGCUGCUGCAGUCCACUGGUUGGCCCUGUGUGGUUGCUGUUAUGGGCAAUUGGUUUGGAAAAGCUGGAAAAUCCCUUCUGAUUCUGUUGUCUUCUGUCUUGCACCCUACCUGUCGUAGACGAGGAGUUGUUUUUGGUCUCUGGAGUGCCUGUGCCUCAGUGGGCAACAUUUUGGGAGCGUGUCUAGCUUCUUCCGUUCUGCAGUAUGGUUAUGAGUAUGCCUUCCUGGUGACGGCGGCUGUGCAGUUUGCUGGUGGGAUCAUCGUCUUCUUUGGACUCCUGGUGUCACCCGAAGAAAUUGGUCUCUCAGGUAUUGAGGCAGAAGAAAAUUUUGAAGAAGACUCACACAGGCCGUUAAUUAAUGGUGCUGAAAAUGAAGAUGAAGCUGAGCCUAAUUAUUCAAUCCAAGAAGGCAGUGCUGUUACCCAAGUCAAGGCAAUAAGCUUUUACCAGGCUUGCUGCCUGCCUGGAGUUAUAGCGUAUUCACUGGCCUAUGCCUGCUUGAAGUUAGUGAAUUACUCCUUCUUCUUCUGGUUGCCCUUUUAUCUGAGUAACAACUUUGGAUGGAAGGAGGCUGAAGCUGACAGGCUGUCCAUUUGGUAUGAUGUUGGAGGAAUUAUAGGUGGAACUCUGCAAGGCUUCAUCUCCGAUGUGCUACAGAAGAGAGCCCCGGUGUUAGCUCUCAGUCUGCUUCUGGCUGUCGGGUCCCUUGUUGGAUAUAGUCGGUCUCCAAACGAUAAGUCCGUCAAUGCCCUCCUCAUGACUGUCACAGGAUUUUUUAUUGGUGGACCUUCUAAUAUGAUUAGCUCUGCUAUUUCUGCGGACCUGGGUCGUCAAGAGCUGAUCGCAGGGAGCAGUGAGGCUUUGGCGACUGUCACAGGCAUAGUUGAUGGAACCGGGAGCAUUGGAGCUGCGGUGGGCCAGUAUUUAGUGUCUUUGAUCCAGGACAACCUAGGAUGGAUGUGGGUUUUCUACUUUUUCAUUCUAAUGACAAGUUGCACAAUUCUGUUUAUUUCACCAUUAAUAGUGAGGGAAAUAUGCUAUCUUAUGCAAAGACGACAAGCUCGCAUAUUGAGUGAUUGACCGGUGCCCACAAAAGAACAAGAAUGAUAGGAGACACAUCAGGACUAUUAUUUCUUUUUGUUCACCCUAUUUUGGGGUUGUCUUAAAAGCUCCAACAUAACCUCAGAUUGUCAAGCCUCUUUCAACAGUGUCAGCCACUGGAGACGCUGCCCAGAGUGAAGGCUGGGCUGUUUUUCCACACUACAGGAAUUAUUGUUAAUGAUUUUUAUCGCUGUUGUUUCAUGAAUGUACUGAAUGGCCUAUGAAUCUGCCAGCAUCUUUGUUGGCCUGUGGAGAUUUAUCCCCUUAACCGUAAAUGCCGUAUUGGACUUGGACCCUAGUUCUCCAGCCUGGAAUGCCGAGUGACCACAAGACCGUCACGCACGGUUUGAAUCGACGACGUGCUGCAUUUUGCUUUGGUCAUGAGUUUGCAGGGUGUGGCUCUUCUCCGAACAGUCAAAUCCUGAUAAAGCACUCCAGCCAGGUCCAGCCUGCCCUGGACAGAGAAUCCCUUUGCUAACCAUGGUGGGAAAAAUCACACUACAUGUUGAUUGGCUCAGUUACUCUGUAUCUGCUCUGAAGUCGAUCAGUUCCAGAAGCAGAAAUAUCUUCAAAUGAUUGUCAACUUGUUCUCCUCCCAUCUUCAUUCAGAAUUACCUUUGACUCCUGGAAGUCUUUAGUCUUCCUUUCAAGGACCAUAAGGUACCUCAAUUGUGAACAUUCCAGUAUGUAAUUUAUAACCGAAGUACUCAACCCCAGACUUGUUCUCUGGGAACUUUAGGACCCACUAGGAAGCUAAUCAGCUUAGCCCUAUUUUCAGAGGAUUGACCUCUGUCGCAACCGGGUUCCUUGCGUUACCUCAGCAGAAGACUAGAAUUAGAGAAAAAAGAAAGACCUUUUGGCCCUGUAAGUGUUAAGUAUGUGACAGUGAAUCACAUUAACGGAUUACUAGGGCCUGAGGUGUAUCUAGGUGUCUAUUCUAUAGAAGUUUUAGAGUAUAUGUCUUCAAGGCUGUGAAUUCUAUACUAAUUAUCAAUAUUUUAAGGUCAUACUAUAUAUAUAUUUUAAAUUAUGGAAGUGAACAGGUGAAAAAUGUACAAUUUUGAGGGCUGCCUAAUUUGCAUCGGGUUAGGGAAUAUUUUUCAACCUCUUGCUUUAUACUCUCAAAUGCGGUGCAUUUAUGAACUUGUUAAUGUUAUUUAAUCAAGCAGAUUUCCAAUCAGUUCAUUGCUCAUUACUGACAAAAAGGGAAAAUUUGAAACACAGAAAGGGAAAAUAAACUGACUUUUAUAAUAAA
This is a messenger RNA of Hippopotamus amphibius kiboko, 3475 nucleotides long. It is a transcript of the gene SLC37A3, whose product is annotated as solute carrier family 37 member 3. Gene Ontology annotation, biological process: transmembrane transport. Bases 664 to 2199 code for a protein of 511 amino acids. The record is from RefSeq and is a predicted model, not a curated record. Gene Ontology annotation, cellular component: endoplasmic reticulum membrane. Gene Ontology annotation, molecular function: transmembrane transporter activity. NCBI's taxonomy places the organism in Eukaryota, Metazoa, Chordata, Mammalia, Artiodactyla, Hippopotamidae. The transcript has 16 exons.